AUGGCUGAUCCAGGGCCAUACCUACCCACCUCCGACAUGUCAUACGAAGAUUCAAACUCACAAGACACUACAGUCUAUUUUCCAUAUGAGAUCGAAGAGCCUGAUGACGAGCCGACCUUCUUCAUUUCAAGGCCUGGACUGCGACGCCUACCUGAUUACAUGGAUUACUGGCAGCGCGAGCUCAUCAAGUGUAUAGAGGAUCUAAAUUCAGAUCCGGAGUAUGCCGAGAGGAUUCUUUUAGAAAAUCCAAGGGGCCAGAAAAGAAAGUCAGCAGAUACAUGUCAUCUUCAGACGUCUUCAGACGCGCAAUCACAAAGAUUCACAUCAAUGAUGAGGUCUGAUGAACAGCCUCACAAUCCAGGUGCUGGUCCAAGAAGAAAAAGACUGCGCAUCAAAUCAAAGGAAAAUGCUACCACUGUUCAUUCUCUACAUGAUUUCCGCGAGGCACGCUCCAAUUGGAGUUCGAGUUCGGGUUCCGAGAUCGAUGACGAUACAAUGGAUGAAUCUGCAGCCACCGAUGAUAUGGAUAUCGAUUAA
Molecule: messenger RNA, 537 nt
Organism: Penicillium taxi
Lineage: Eukaryota; Fungi; Ascomycota; Eurotiomycetes; Eurotiales; Aspergillaceae
Exons: 1
Coding region: 1-537 (178 amino acids)
Source: RefSeq, a predicted model, not a curated record